Miscanthus lutarioriparius is the source of this 1857-nucleotide messenger RNA. The record is from the annotation of a GenBank genome assembly. NCBI's taxonomy places the organism in Eukaryota, Viridiplantae, Streptophyta, Magnoliopsida, Poales, Poaceae.
AUGAACGCCGACUUCGGCGCGCCCAAGGAGCUCGCGGGGGGCCUGCAGCAGCGGCGGGCCGUCUACCAGCCCCCCCUCCCGCCAUGCCUCCAGGGGCCGACGGUAAGGGCGGAGUACGGCGACGCGACCACCACCAUCGACCCCACCUGUGCCCAAGCCGUCGCGCAGGCCUUCCCGCACACCUUCGGCCAGCCGCUCGUGAGCUUCGUCGCGCCGGCCGCCGACGCCGCCGCCGUUGAGGAGCGCCACCCGAUCAGGGUGGGCGUGGUGUUCUCUGGGAGGCAGUCGCCAGGAGGGCACAACGUCGUCUGGGGCCUCCAUGACGCACUCAAAGCCUACAAUCCUCAGAGCGUGCUCUACGGAUUCGUCGGUGGCACGGAGGGGCUGUUUGCAAACAAGACGUUGGAGAUCACAGACGAUGUUCUUGCUUCCUAUAAGAACCAAGGUGGUUUCGAUUUGCUCGGUAGGAGUAUCGAUCAGAUCCGCACUACUAAGCAAGUGAAUGCUGCAAUGACAACAUGCCGCAGUCUGAACUUGGAUGGGUUGGUCAUCAUUGGAGGAGUGACCUCCAAUUCAGAUGCUGCACAGCUUGCAGAGACCCUUAUCCAGAAUAACUGUAAGACCAAGGUUGUUGGUGUGCCAGUUUCAUUGAAUGGUGACCUCAAGAACCAGUUUGUUGAAACAACAGUCGGAUUUGAUACAUUGUGCAAGGUUAAUUCACAGCUUGUAAGCAAUGUUUGCCUCGAUGCAAUCUCAGCUGGAAAGUACUAUUAUUUUGUUCGUCUGAUGGGACGAAAAGCAUCUCAUGUUGCCUUUGAAUGUGCACUUCAGUCACACCCAAACAUGCUCAUCUUAGGAGAGGAGGUAGCAUUGUCAAAACUCACUCUGAUGGAAAUUAUAAACAAGAUAUGUGAUGGAGUACAAGCAAGGGCAGAAUUAGGGAAAUAUCAUGGUGUGCUUGUUAUCCCCGAAGGACUUAUAGAAACCAUUCCAGAAAUGUAUACUCUUAUUCAGGAAAUCAAUAUCCUUCACAACAAUAAUGUUCCUGUGGCUGAGAUGUCAUCACAACUGUCUCCGUGGGCAGCUGCUCUGUUCCAGUUCUUGCCACCCUUCAUCAGAAGAGAGCUGCUGCUCCACCAAGAAUCAGAUAACUCUGCACAGUUGUCCCAGAUUGACACGGAGCAACUGUUAGCCCAUCUAGUAGAAACAGAAAUGAUAAAGAGAACAAAAGAAGGAAGAUACAAGGGAAGGAAGUUCAGUUCAGUCUGUCAUUUCUUUGGAUAUCAGGCUCGAGGAUCUAUACCGUCAAAUUUUGACUGCGACUAUGCUUAUGCUCUUGGACGUAUCUCCCUGCAUAUGAUCGCAUCUGGAUUGACUGGUUACAUGGCAACUGUGGCUAACCUGAAGGACCCUGUUGACAAAUGGAGAUGUGCUGCUGCUCCUUUAACUGCGAUGAUGAGUGUCAAGAGACAUUUACGUGGCCCUGGAGCAAUCCCUAUAGGAAGGCCUUCCAUUCAUCCUUCUCCAAUUGACCUGAAAGGGAAGGCUUAUGAGUUGCUGCGAGAGAAGGCUUCAAGCUUCCUCCUUGACGACUUCUACAGGACUCCAGGAGGCAUUCAGUUCGAAGGGCCUGGUUCAGACGCGAAGCCCAUCACGCUGACCAUUGAGAACCAGGACUACAUGGGCGACAUUGAGAUACUGAAAGAGUAUCUCGGCAAGGUUAGGACCAUGGUGAAGCCAGGGUGCUCCCGGGAGAUCCUGAAGGCAGCGAUCAGCUCCAUGGUGUCGGUGACGGAUGUGCUGACCGUGAUGUCCCACCCCCUCAACGCCGAGCUGCCCCUCUACCAUUUCAAGUGA